CAAUCGUUCUUUAUUUUUAGCCUCCCCGACCUGAACCACUGCAUACUUUACUCCAACUUUCCCACUUUCACCCCCUCCAUUUAAGACAUCUUUGUGUUCUUUCAGACUUGUCUAUAAUUACCUCUCUCACUCUAUAUCCCAGCCCAGUGUAUAAACUUUAGAAAUGUGUAAACACAUCCUGAACGCCCAAGUGGCCAUCCGCUCUCCUUGCUGCAAAAAAUGGUUCGACUGCGCCGAAUGCCACCAAGAACAAGAAUCCCACACCCUCACCAAAACCACUGAAAUGGUACCUACACGAACCAAACUCCUACCACAAGCCUCAAUCACCAACCGAAAUCCAAAUCUAGGUCUUUGCGUGCAAGAAAUGCAAGAAAUGUUUCCGGAAAGACGCGACGGAGUUUGAUGAGAGGUGCGUUGUCGUCGUCACCCGCCCCCACACCCGCCCUUCUUGGAUAAACCGGAGGGGCUAUCUAUAAAAAGAGAGAGAGAGAUAGGGGGAGGGGUAGUUACAAAUGGGUCGUUUAUUGACUUGAACCUAUUUCUGGGUCUAGUGACGAGUACUGCCCGCACUG
Molecule: messenger RNA, 572 nt
Organism: Aspergillus welwitschiae
Lineage: Eukaryota; Fungi; Ascomycota; Eurotiomycetes; Eurotiales; Aspergillaceae
Product: CHY zinc finger protein
Exons: 3
Coding region: 164-403 (79 amino acids)
Biological process (GO): protein import into mitochondrial intermembrane space
Cellular component (GO): mitochondrial intermembrane space
Molecular function (GO): zinc ion binding
Source: RefSeq, a predicted model, not a curated record